AUGAGUCAAAUAAAAAGUGUUAAUACACGUGUUACGGAUGAUAAUUCAAUUAUUCGAUCUUCUAUUCCAUUACAAGUAUUAUGUCAUAUUCAUCGACCUAUUAUUUUUCUUUGGUUUGUUGCUGAAAUCUUAAUAUUUGUAUGGAAAGGUCUUAUUAAAUGGCCAACAGAUUGGACAAUAUAUGGUUUUGAAAUCUUUGCAUUAUGUCUUACAUUAACAUUUGAAUAUAUUCGUUUAGAAUUAAUAAUAUAUGCAAAUCUUACUGAAAAAUUAUUUCAUAUAAGAUGUGGAUUUUUAUUAACNGAUCGAAUAUUUAGUUUUAUUUGA
Messenger RNA from Rotaria sp. Silwood2, 327 nucleotides. Lineage: Eukaryota; Metazoa; Rotifera; Eurotatoria; Philodinida; Philodinidae. The record is from the annotation of a GenBank genome assembly.